CAAUUUGUCCCUUAUUGUUUUGAAUUUCAAAUAUCGAAACGGCUCUGUUUUUUGGGACCAAAAAAUAAGCCCUACAAAACAAAGCAAAUCACCCACGUCCCAAAAGCUUUGAGUUUCAUAAAUCCACCCGGAAGUUUCACUAAUCCACCCGGUAGUUUCAUUAAUCCAUCAGGAAGAUUCAUAAAUCCACCUUGAAGUUCCAUAAAUCCACGCUGCAAACCUCUGUUUUUGCUUGUUUUUCUGCUGAAGCAAAUUUUUUUUUGCUCAAAUGGGUGCUUCUGGUAAAUGGGUCAAGGCUCUGAUCGGGAUGAAAAAAUCCGACAAGGACGACCCGGUGAGUGGGAAGAGCAAGAAAUGGAAGCUGUGGAGGAGUUCUUCAGGGGAUUUAGGGUCUACUUGGAAGGGUUUCAAAGUUAAUUACAGGGCGGGAUCGGAGGGGUCGGAUUCUCCGAGAGGGGCGGAUGUUUAUAAUGCAGCAGUGGCUGCGGUGGUUCGAGCUCCGCCGAAGGAUUUCAGGGUUGUGAGGCAGGAAUGGGCUGCUAUCAGAAUCCAAACUGCUUUCCGAGGCUUCUUGGCGAGAAGGGCUUUGAAGGCCUUGAGAGGAAUAGUGAGGCUGCAAGCUCUGGUUCGGGGCCGGCAAGUGAGGAAGCAGGCUGCUGUGACACUGAGGUGCAUGCAAGCUCUUGUUCGAGUUCAGGCUCGUGUGAGAGCUCGUCGUGUGCGAAUGUCCAUGGAGGGACAAGCUGUGCAGAACAUGAUCAAUGAACGUCGCACCCAGGCCGAUCUCUUAAAAGAAGCUGAGGAAGGGUGGUGUGAUAGCAAGGGAACAAUAGAUGAUGUUAAAGCAAAGAUUCAAAUGAGGCAAGAAGGAGCAUUCAAGAGGGAGAGAGCAAUUGCUUAUGCACUUGCUCAGAAGCAAUGGAAAUCAACCCCAGAUUCGAAUUCGAAUUCUCGUACCAGGUCCUCAGUGUACUCUCUCAGUAAGAACAAUGAAUUUGACAAGAACAGUUGGGGAUGGAGUUGGUUAGAACGUUGGAUGUCAGCGAAGCCGUGGGAGACUAGGCUGAUGGAAGAGUCACACAAUGACUCUUCUGAGAUCACACCGCCUCCAAAGAGCUGUGCAGACCCUUUCAUGGGCAAACAACAUUCGAAAUCUUCAGAACCAUGCUCCGUUAAAGUCAGGAAGAACAAUGUCACCACUAGGAUUUCUGCAAAGCCUCCUCACGUUGGGCAAGCUACUCGCUCAUCUUCGAGCCCAAGUUCCGAAUUCCGAUAUGAUGAGAGCUCUGCUUCAUCUUCACUGUGCACAUCCACACCGCCAGUUUCUGGGAACACCGGAUUGGCAUCAGAUAGAACAGAUGACGGCUGCAACUAUAAGCCGAGUUACAUGAACCUGACUGAGUCAACGAAGUUGAAGCAGAAACCACAGAGUUAUCUGUCUCAAAGAACUCAAAGGCAAUCCAUGGACGAGUUUCAAUUCCUCAAGAGGUCUGGGGCAUUCUCUAAUGGGGAUUCAAAAAGUAGUGCUGGUUCUGAGCCAUUUUCAGCCAACUUCUCCAAGCCGCUCGGCAUGCCAACGCGGUUGGAUAAGAACUCUUUGAAACUGAGGUGAAAGGGGCGCCUCGAUCAUACAAUCAGCUGGGUUAAGUUCAUUUUGAUUGAGAAGAUCAACAGCUAGUUGUUCCCUGUUCCCUAUUUUUUAGAAUGUGUAAUUUUAAGUGUGUGCUAGGAGUAGAAGAGUUCAGUUUUCAUUUGAACAUAGUUAAUUUAUGAAUAUGUGGAAUCGAAUAUUUACAUAAUUCAAAUGCGAUGGAUCAUUGAACUCAUCGCGGGCUUUCUUGCAA
Molecule: messenger RNA, 1844 nt
Organism: Pyrus x bretschneideri (Chinese white pear)
Lineage: Eukaryota; Viridiplantae; Streptophyta; Magnoliopsida; Rosales; Rosaceae
Product: protein IQ-DOMAIN 6-like
Exons: 5
Coding region: 269-1612 (447 amino acids)
Molecular function (GO): protein binding
Source: RefSeq, a predicted model, not a curated record